GUAACCGCAAAUAACCUCUCCUUCUCUCUCUCUCUUUCUCCCGCUGAUUUUGGCGGCACUGAAAGCGCCUUCUCCUCUCCAUAUCCAUCACUCCCCCACGAUUACAUCUCCCUCUGUCAAUCCCGUCAACGUUGAUUUAGCGCCAAAUCUCCCCACGAUCUCUUCUUGCUCGGGAGGAGAUUCUUCUCCUCCCUCCCUAUAGAGCUGUACAAGGAAAGACAAGUGAAGCAGCCCGAAAAAGACCAGGCGGAGAAAGAAAAACAAACUAAAGGAAAGAGAGAAGAAUGGGCCGCGACGAUGGCUCCGACGUUGUCUCCCUCCUGUGCCAAGAGGACGAAGCAUUCCUCGCCGCUCACGACGAUGACCACCACUGCCACCGCCCCCGCCACCACGAGUGCACCGACCCGACCCAGUUCUUCGUUUUCGGCGACGAGGACGAGUACUUCCAGAAGCUCAUUCGGCAGGAGGCCCGGGACCCUGCGUUCUCGCUCAGCUGCUCCUCCUCCUCCUCCUCCUCUGCCCCUCGCAGCCUCUGGCUCAAGCGUGCUCGGACCAGUGCCAUUGAUUGGAUUUUUGAUAGAAGGGAAUCGUUCGGAUUUCACUUGCACACUGCCUAUCUGUCCAUCACUUACCUCGAUCGGUUUCUUGCAAUCCGCUCCAUAGCCGACGGGAAGUUGUGGGCUGUGCGAUUGCUGUCGCUGGCGUGCUUGCUUCUGGCGGCAAAGAUGGAGGAGUACAGAGUCCCUGCAAUAUCAGAUUUCCAAGCUCAAGAUUUUGUUUUUGAGGGCGAAAUAAUUCAGAACACGGAGCUCUUGAUCUUGAAGACGCUCGAGUGGAAAUUGGGUUCAAUCACUCCCUUCUCUUAUCUGCACUACUUGGUCCUUAAAUUCCACGGCCAAUCCAGAGAGAGGGAGUUUUUCUUCACUGCCAUGGAGCUCGUUCUUGCACUUUCAAAAGAGAUUAAUUUGGUGGAUUAUAGACCAUCUGUUAUUGCUGCUGCUGCAGCACUAUCAUCAUCUUCUGAUGCUGAGUUGAGUAGAAAAGCAAUGGAACUUAAAACAAGUAGAAUCUCAUCAUGGGAUUCUCAAGAUAAUGAGCACAUAUUUGCCUGUUACAAUCUUAUUCAGGGAAUAAUGAAGCAGGAAAAACUCAAGACUCCUCAAACAAUUUCUCACAGAGAUGUUCUGAGAAGUGUUUCAUCAUCCUUAACCUAUGCCAGUGGCAUCAAGAGAUUGCUUCCAUUCGAUGACAGUGAUCAGAACUGUCCUGUGAAGAAAAAGACCAGAAGGCAAUAGUUUUGUGUGGUAUUGGGCAAGGUUAUUGCUUUAGGGGAUGAUGAUUACAGGUCUAAUGAGUGUUUAAAAAUCCCAAAUUCAAUAGCAUGAUUGGAUUUGAUGGCUCGGGGGUCUUCAUUUUCCAAUACCAACAACAGAGAAAAAGAAGAAUUUUCUUCAGCCAGUGAAAGCCAAGCAGCUGGAGGAAAAGACAGUAUAUAAUUAAAAAAAGAUUAAAACUUUUUCAGAGAGAGAGAGAGAGAGAGAAGCAAGAAGAUGACAUGAAGUUCAGAAGAGAGACCAAGGAGAGUGGAAGAAAGAAGCAGCCAAUUAAUCCUAAUUUGUCUAUAUUCAUGCUAGACGUAGCAGCUUGCUUAGAAUGCUGCUACUUGCUUUAAUGCCCAGUUUGGCAUUUUGUUUCAUUUUGAUUUUGUUUACCAUGAAAUUGUUUGGUCGGUAGUGAUUGAGCAGUGUAGAACCCUAGCAAAAGUCCCUACCUUUUGAUGGGAGCUUGGGAUGCUUCCUUGUGUCUUUCAAAAGGCUGAAAGCCAUGAGGGAAUGUGUUGUUUGUUUUUGCUUGAUUUGACACAUUUGUGUUGAGUUUGGGCCAAUAAAAAAGCAUGGGAUGUUGGAUGUGA
Messenger RNA from Syzygium oleosum, 1912 nucleotides. Its product is annotated as cyclin-D5-1-like. The record is from RefSeq and is a predicted model, not a curated record. Bases 285 to 1295 code for a protein of 336 amino acids. NCBI's taxonomy places the organism in Eukaryota, Viridiplantae, Streptophyta, Magnoliopsida, Myrtales, Myrtaceae. The transcript is spliced from 5 exons. Gene Ontology annotation, biological process: mitotic cell cycle phase transition; regulation of cyclin-dependent protein serine/threonine kinase activity. Gene Ontology annotation, molecular function: cyclin-dependent protein serine/threonine kinase regulator activity. Gene Ontology annotation, cellular component: cytoplasm; nucleus; cyclin-dependent protein kinase holoenzyme complex.